AUGGAAGAAGAGCUCAAGAUCUUCAUCAAGGUUUGGGUUUCUGCAAUAAUCUCCAUAUCUUAUUGUUACUACUUAUCAGCCAGAAUCAAACCUGGCGUUUUUCGAUUACUUUCUCUUCUUCCUGUUUGUGCUCUGUUUCUUGUUCUUCCUCUGUUUUUCUCCUCUGUUCACUUCACUGGCUCCACUGCGUUUUCCCUCACAUGGCUCGCCAAUUUCAAACUCAUACUCUUCUCCUUCGAUAAAGGCCCUCUAUUCCCAGUUCCUCCUAAUCUCUCUCAGUUCAUCUGCUUCACUUGCUUCCCCAUCAAGCGUCAACAAAACCCUAAAUCUCAUAAUCAUUUGCCCAAAUGGGUUUUCGCCGUAAAAGUUGCCAUCUUUGGUGUUUUGUUACGUAUGUAUGAUUACAAACAACAUAUGUCUCCUACUCUGCUAUUAGUUCUCUAUUCUAUGCAUAUAUACUUGGAGUUUGAGAUUCUCUUAGCUCCCCUGAAACUUGUGCUCAGUAUCAUUCUUGGGUGCGACCUCGAGCCGCAGUUCAACGAACCAUACUUAGCCACAUCUCUUCAAGACUUUUGGGGUCGCCGGUGGAACCUCAUGGUCUCUGCGAUCCUCCGACCGACCGUCUACAUUCCGGUGCGACGAAUCACCGAACGGAAAAUGAACUCCGAUCAGGCACGGUUCUUGGGAGUCUUUGCAUCGUUCCUCGUCUCCGGUGCAGUUCACGAGCUGAUCUUCUUCUAUUUUACACGUGAAUCACCUACCCGGGAAGUCACUUUGUUCUUUGUGUUACAUGGCGUUUGCACGGCCGCGGAAGUAGCUGCGAAGAGGACGAGUUUUGUGAGGCACUGGAGGAUUCAUCCGAUGGUUUCACGGCUGCUCACGGUGGGGUUUGUGGUUGUGACCGGUGGUUGGUUGUUUUUCCCUCAGCUUACAAGGAGUGGCAUGAUCGAGAGACUCUCUAACGAAGCCUUUUUGUCCAUUGAUUUCGUAAAGCGCGAGUUUUAUUUAACUUUUGGUUGGGUAAUAAGUCGCUAA
This is a messenger RNA of Arabis nemorensis, 1035 nucleotides long. NCBI's taxonomy places the organism in Eukaryota, Viridiplantae, Streptophyta, Magnoliopsida, Brassicales, Brassicaceae. The record is from the annotation of a GenBank genome assembly.